UGCUCACCGCCAUCUUGGUAUUCAACCAUUUUGGCAUCCCUUUGCUCACACAAUCAUUUUUCCCUUUUACGGUAAUGUCAUGCUCAAUCAAAAGGCUGACAAUAAGACUGUGACAUGCAACCUGAACCCUGAUCUAUUCACUUAUUGCUAUCUAAUGCUGAACGCAUCACCCUUCCCCUUCCUUCCCUCCCCGUCUCCCCCGUGCCCUGUAGAAAGACACCAGGGUUCAAACAUGAAGUCGGGUACUUAGCCAUUGGGAAAUGUACUUCAGGUUGUCUGUUUCCAGUAUUCUGCAUGAAACUUUGUGUUUUCAAGAUACUACACGGUUGUUAACCCAGAUUAAAUUUCUGGGAAUUUUUCUUUCAUUUUAUAAAUGAGGGAAAUGGAGACAGGAAUUAAAAAUGUAUUGCCUGGGACCGUCAUUCACUGGGCAGUAUGUAUAAAUAUGCCAACUUCUGACUUCCCACUCACGGUGCGAGUCCACUGGCUAUGCUGCUCCAGUGGGCAUUCCCUCCUGCGUCAUCUUUACCUGUCAAGGGGGAUCCACUGAUUAUCCUCCCAUCUUACUUUCAGGACACUUUCCAGCAUCUGCAAUGUGUUAGAAAGCAGCUGUGUUCGCUUUGCUACCCUGGUUCCUCCCUCCAGUGCUAAACCCAUCCCUUUGCAGAAGGGGGAAGAGAAAAACCAGGAUGGGAACACAGAGCUAAUGAAUUGCAGAGAAACAGACUCAGUUUGAUUCUCACAUCUUCUGACUUCUAAAUCCCUGCCUUUGCAAGCCAAAUGCCUUUGAUUUCAUGUAGGACUUUGGAUGUAGUUCCUACACUUCAGAAAAUGACUUAAGGAAUAGUCACUGCGUACUUUCAGCAACUCGCAACUGAAGAAAACGAGAGGUUUGAACUUCAGAACAUCUGUACUUACACCAAUGGAGGAACCGACUCCUCACUCCAAAAUUAUUUUCCACGGACCGGCAUCUAGUGGAAGAUAAGGCUGGCUAUGUCUAUGGUAACAACUCUGGUGCGCAGCGCUGGCUGUCCAUUACCAUGGCCUCCCUUUGUACAGGCUUUGGUCUGUGCCAACAACGGCUCUCCCAGAUGGUGCCUGAGCAUGGUUUGGGAGUUAGCGUUGGACCGUGCUGAUGGCCAGUGGCCAGGUUAGAUGUUUCCCUCCCCUUUUGAAGGGUAGGAGAAUGUUGCCAUCCAGGUGCAAGCUGCGUAACACUGACCACCCCCAGGACCAGAGAACAGGCACUGUCCUGUUUUAUUUAAAAGUACCAAUGGUGUCAAAUUGUCCCUUCUUGCAGCAUGUGUGGUCCGGAUGGGUGGCAGUGUUUUUAAUUCAUUUCUUCUUUGAGACUGAAUGAUCCAGCCAUGCACCUUGACAUCUUUGCACUCAGUGCCUCCAACUAGGUCUACCAGGAGAGGAGGCUACAUCGCUGCUGUUCCCCUCCAUCCCCAAAUCAUCACUGGGUAGCUCAGGGGGCACUCCUCUGUCACGUACCGUAGUCAUGUUCUGCCUGCUGCACCUCCGCUCCUGCUUGGACCAGGUCUGAAUCCACCUGAGAUUAUUGGGAUGCUACAGUUGGAGAAGAUCAGGAGUAGUGGAUAAUAAAAACAAGUAGAUGUUUUGGGUUUUUUAUUUCCCCAAGAGAGGAGGCCUUAAAUGUCUGAUAGCUAAAGAAACACUGCUGAAAUAAUGGUGGUGGUAGCUUUUUUUCUUAAGUGGCAAGGAUGCUAGGAGCCUUCAGCUCUUCCUUCUUCUGUCAGUGGCCCCAGGGAGGGCUAGCUGGACCUUAGCUGGCUUUUAACCUUCUCAGGCACACUGGAAUUACAGAUUUGGGCUGCCCAUCCUGGAGCUUGCUCGGCCGUUGAGCACCAGCCACCGCAGUAAAACCUUUCAGCCCUCCGAGGAUUUGGAGGCACCUCCCGGACUUCCCUGUGCCACUGGAAAUUGCCUGCCUGCCGUUGGAACAUGUGGUGGGUGUACCUGUGUGUGCAGCCCGGGCAUGUGCAAGCCUUCGGGGCACAUGACUCAUUUGUCAUUUGCAGCCCUGGCCAACCACCCAAACACCAUCCCAGACAACUUGGUCCUGUUCCCGUGUCCUCUGCUUCUGCUGCCAUCUAGGAAAGUGUAUUUUCUCAGGCCCUCAGUCUAACGUGUAAAUGCUAUCCUUCACCCGAUUUUUCUAAGAGAGGCCAAGGGUGCAUACUGAAGUAGGUAAAACUUGGGUGCAUCUCAUUUGAGAUGGACUUGAUUCCUGUUUUGUUACCCGUGAAGAGUUGCUCCACACUACAGCCUGAAAAGGAGAGAGAUUAGCUGCCUCCUUCAACAGAAGAGGAACUGGAGCCCGUGAUCUCCUGGCUGCCUGUGCAGGACAGUCCACCUUUGGCAAGGAGAAUUUCUUGAAGCUGGGGAGGAGGAGGAGGAGGAGCGGGAUCCAUUUUGGAUCCCGUGUGGGGAUGCCUGUUGAGCGCGCGUUGCUCGCAGGAGACUGCACCAGGGCUUACACGAGAAUAUGGAGGGGUUUGGGCAGGAAGCCAAACCAAGCUGGGUUGUACGAAACGCAAACAGAAAAUAGCAAUUCGCGAUGCCUCAUAACUCAGUCAAACCUGCAAAGGGCUUCACAGGGCCAGGAAAAGGUUAUCCCUUCGACAGCAGCCCUGCCAAGUAUCUUAUUUCCUUUCCAAAACCACAGAGCCCUAAUAACUCUUCAGAGACAUUUACAGGGAUCUUCGGUGACAGGAAGAGCUAGGUGUAACUUUGUUAAUUGUUAAGGCUCGCAUUGCAAGCUUUUAUUUCAUAAAUGAUAAACGUGGAAGGCGGUGUUGUGAUCCUGUCGUCUGGUCUCCGACCUAACAGUUGCUGUACUGAGCCUGAUAAUGCGUGCGUCGGUUCUGCUUUAUAUUUUAAAAAAGUCUUCACCCUCUUAAGCGGUAGCUUUAUAUUUUAGAAAAGUCUUCGCUCUCUUAAGCGGUAGAAGCUUCUGCCCUAUGGUUAAUUACGUCUACUGAAACAUACCGAUUUGUUCAUGGCUUUGUUUGGUGCUGCAUGUUCAGCGGUUGACAUAAGUACCGAGUUGGUAUUUCUUUUAAAAAGGGAAGUUUCACUCUGUGGUUGGCUGCAUUAUUAUUUCUCUGACUGACUUCUCUGGAAAGAAGACCAUAAUUGUCAUUGCAGGGUUACUGGAAAGCUGAAGUGAGGCCUGUGCACCGCGCUGUGAUGUUCGGUUCUUUGGUGUGGGAGGUGUGGGUGGCGCCCCCGUUGAAUGCAAAGAGCAGAGACGCGUUGGCAAUGGGCUGCUGCUGCUUCUGUGCGUUCAGGGCUGAGCUGGUACUUGAAGGUUGCCGACGUGGUGUGUGUUGCUGAAGUUGAGUUAAAUUAGGAUCGCCUUACGUACCACGUUUGUUCCGUGUAAGAAAUGUUAAUUCUAGAUGCUUAUCUAGAAUAGCCUCCUCGGUGUAACUGGCUGAAUUAGCAACCGAAGGCCGAAGUAUGGCAGAAAUGUAAGCCUGUAAAACACGUCAACUGGUGGGGAUUAGGAGAGUGCUCUGCCUCCAUUAGGUCAGUUAUAAACUGUCACGAGCUAUUUUUCUAUUAAAGAAGAGGUCUCAGUUAAUGAAUUGUUGUGUGUGGGAGUUAAUGCUGGAUGAGUCCCCCGUGGCUUUCGUGAUGAGGGUCAAAUAAAAUAUUAAUGAAAUUAAAACAAACAAUCCCCUGCUCAUCCCAAGUAUUUUCCAGAUGGGUUUCUCUAAACACUGGUCAGGGAAGAUGUGGACCCUCACAAGAUGGGCCAGUGUCAUUUCUCCCUUUUCACAGGUAGGGAGAUGGAGGCUGUGGAGAGCAGCGACUCCAGGGCCUCACAUUCCAGCAGCAGGGCUGGAGGUCCAGGAGUUCUCCUGUCUGGUGCCUUUGCUCUGAUCCCUGGUUUCAGCUGCCUUCUCAGAGAAAUGAAAGUGCAUCCAGACUGCUCCUGCACUGGCUUAUCUUCCCAGGUCUGGGAUGGCCCUUAGGAGUCCCAAAUCUCAAGUCUUCUUAUACUUACUCAAAAAACUUCCCCACGCUUCCAGAUCCGAUAAUAUAACCCAGGAGAUGUGGUUCUUUUCUCCUGAUGGAUCAUCCACAGGACACAUUUCCUUGUCUUGCAGAUUGUCCGUUCCAGAGGCCGAGUAUAGGAGCUCGAAUGACAGGCUGGGGAAGGAGUGUCUCUUUUUGGUUCCACCUGCGUAGUACAGUGCAGUGUAAAACAUCUUGAGCUGGAUGGAGACAAGCAAACUAGCUCCAGGAGCAGCAUCCCUGAAUCACUUCAGUCCAGAUCCCAGGCUAACACAAUCACAGUGCUUUCAUACUCCAAACUCUAGGAACUGUGGGGCAUAACAGGGCGUUAAGUAUCUACGGUGCUUUUGGACAUCGCGCAAAGCUGUACAUUUAUUCAGAGGGAGCUGAGAAAUCUUCCCGCUGCUGCAAAGUGGAAGGACGUACUCUGCGUCUCUGGGCAUGACUCUUAGGUGGUACAGAGAAGCAGUCCAGUGUAUGGAGAAGGAGACCUAGGCAGGCACUCCAGUCCAAACAGAGUUGAUUCUGUUUGCGUCGUGCAAAAAUCAAAGCUAAAUGCCUUUUCUCGCAACCUGUUUGCGUACCUUGGGCACCGAACAGCCUAAGCAAGAUUUGUCACAUUUUCUGCGCCAGGUGCUGGUGCAUGUAUGUACGUGCGCGUGCUCUGGGGAGGGCAGGGCUGUAUAACACCCCUUCAGCGAAGGCCACGGGGGGCUCGUUGUGCAGAGCUGGCUAAUGACAGCACGUGGCCAGUUAAGGGUGGUGUGACAUACUGCACUGACAACAAGCGCAAGGAGGAACUUACGAAGUCAGAGAAGUUGUAGUUAGGAACAUUUUAAAACACUUUCCCGUUAUUUCCCCCCCCCCACCACCCCCCGUCUGUCUCUAAAGAUCAAAUAAACAAGGAAAUGGAAAUACUAAAAUGAUUUCAGAGGGCAAUCAACAUACUGAUAACCAUUCCUCCCUGCUUCCUCCAAAAAAUUGGAGGGCUGCCUGCCUCGCAUCGUGUGGGUAUCACUGCUAGGAAUUGGAAAUCAGAUGUGACAGUGGCCAAAUCUUUUCCCUUUCGGCUGGGGAAGUGUAUUGCCUUUUUGGUAAAGAUCCUUGCAUCUGUAAAUAAUAAUAAAGGGAACGUUAAUAAUUUUGUCAUAUUUCUGUAGCAGACCACAAAAGGGUGUCCUGCAGUCUGCUCGCUCUUUCUCCCCUCUCAUCUUCUUGUCUGCCUUUCAGGAUUCACCGGGAUCUUGUUGCGUUGCUGGUAUAAGCCCCCCUUUCAGCAGAAGUGCUGAAGCAGAAGCCCGUCUCCACCUCCCCGGGAAGAGCCCAAGGGGGGUGCGGAGCGAUAAAAAUUUAUGUUUUCAUCAAGCCGGGCCAAGGAGAAUGGGGGUCCCACACCCAAAAGAAUGAAGACACGACAGAACAAAGACUCAAUGUCGAUGAGGAGUGGACGGAAGAAAGAGACUCCAGGGCCCCGAGAGGAGCUCAGGUCACGGGGUCGAGCUUCCCCCGGGGGCGUCAGCACCUCCAGCAGCGAUGGCAAGGCUGAGAAAUCCCGACAAGCGACAAAGAAAGGCCGGGUGGAGGAAUCCUGCACCCCCAAGGGCAGCAAGCAGAGCCGAACAGAAGAAAUCUCGGAGAGUGAAGGGGAGGACACCAACGCUCCCAAAAAAACAAAAACUGAGGAGUUGCCCUGUCCUCCAUCCCCGUCCGAUGUUGACAGCCUUGAUGGCCACAGCUUCAACGAUGAGAUGAGCAGUGACCCACGAGACAUUGACCAGGAUAACAGGAGCACCUCACCCAGCGUCUACAGCCCUGGCAGCGUGGAGAAUGACUCCGACUCCUCCUCCGUGCUGUCCCAGGGGCCGUCUCACUCCUACCACCACCCUCCGCUCUUUCCCCAGAGCCCGCCGGUAGCUCCCCCACCCGACAGCCUGGCCCGUCCACCCGAGCCCAGCUUUGGGCUCCCGGGCGAGGUGCACCCCCAGGGACCCCCGUCAGGGAGCUACCACUCCCAGCUGGACGGCCAGGCGUCCCGCAUUUUCCAGGCUCAAGCCCCGCAGACACCCGCCGCCUCCUCCUCCUCUUCCUCCUCCGCCUCUGCUGUUGCUGCCCCUUCUGCUCCCCCUUCCUCCUCCUCUUCCUCCUCGUCGUCCUCCUCCUCCUCCUCCAGCCACGCUCCUCUUUACCCUACGGCCAACGUGGUCCAGGUUGGGGCCAAAAUUGCUGGUGGAGUUGGGGGUCUCCCCACACCGGGGGGUCGCGAGCAGACCCUCGGCGCCAAGCACAAUCCGCCACCCACCACCCCCAUCUCGCUGGCGUCGGUGGCCGGGGGGCUCCCCCCUCAAAAGACACCCCCCGCCAACCCUCCAGCCGCCCCCCCGGCUUCGGCCCCUUCCUUCCCUCACGUCUCUGCCAAUUUGCCUCCCCCCCCGGCCCUGCGCCCCCUCAACAACGCGGUGGCCGCCUCCAGCUCGCCGGGGAUGGUGGGGCAGGCCCUGAGCGGCCAUCUUCCCUCCCCACACGGCAUGGGGCAGGACAAGGCGCCUGCCCUGGCCCCCUCUCGCUACCCCUACGCCCCGCCGCCGCUGCCCCCCUCCAGCUCCUCGGCCCAGUACCCCCCGGCCCAGCCCCUGCCCAGCUACAGCGCCUCCUACGGCCAUUCCUUCCCCCCCCCCAGCGGCCUCUCCGUCUCCAGCCAGCCCCCCAAGUACACCCAGCCCUCCCUCCCCUCACAGCCCGUCUGGAGCCAGGGACCCCCCCCCUACAGCCGCCCCCUGGGCAACGCCGCUUCCCACCCUGCCGCCCCGCCAUUCCCCGGCCAGCCGCCCCCCCAUCACCAGCAGCCGCCCCAGCAGCACCACCACGGCCACGGCAGCGGCGGGGGGGUCUCGCCGGCAGCCGCGGCUCCCCCCCAGCCCCCCGGGGGUUACCCCCACGGCCUGGAGUCCAACAGCCAUCACCCCUCCCAUGCCACCUACGGGCUGCGCCUCUACCCCCCCCACAGCCAGGCCGCCUACAGCCAGGCCCCCUCGGCGGCUGCCGCCGCAGCCCCCUCUUCCUCCUCUUCCUCCUCCUCCUCUUCCUCCUCUUCUUCCUCCUCCUCUUCCUCCUCUGCCGCCUCUUCCCAGGGAAGCUACGCCGGCAUGUGUGCUCACCCCCCGGGGCAGAGUCCUGCCACCUACACCUUCCCCCCGCCGCCGCCCCCUUCCCCUGCCCAUGGGGCCGGCCCUCCCGUCACCUCCGCUGCCACCACCCUCUCCACCGUCAUCGCCACCAUGGCCUCCCCUUCCGCGGCCCCCUACAAGACGGUCUCGCCCCCGGUGCCCCCGUCGGCCGUGGCCCCUUAUGGGAAGCGGGCGGCCUCCCCCGUCCCCACUUUCCAGCCCCCAGCCCCCUACAAGCCAGGCUCGCCCCCUGCAUCCUCGGCUGCCCCUUUCCGGGCAGCCACCCCUCCCGGCUACCGGGUGGCUUCUUCCCCCGUGGCAGGGGGCUACAAAGCCCCCUCGCCCGCCCCCUCUGCCCCACCACCCCUGCCGGGGACCAUGGCCGCCCCGGCCCCCCCGCCGCCCCCGCUCCCCCUCAGCGCCGCGCAGAUCAAGCAGGAGCCGUCGGAGGAGUACGAGCCCCCCGAGAGCCCCGUGCCCCCAGCUCGCAGCCCCUCGCCGCCCCCCAAGGUGGUGGACGUGCCCAGCCAUGCCAGCCAGUCAGCCAGAUUCAACAAACACCUGGACCGUGGCUUCAACUCCUGCUCCCGCACAGACCUGUACUUCGUGCCCCUCGACGGCUCCAAGCUAGCCAAGAAGAGGGCAGACUUGGUGGAGAAAGUGCGGCGAGAGGCUGAGCAGAAGGCGCGGGAAGAGAAGGAGCGGGAACGGGAGCGUGAGCGGGAGAAGGAACGGGAGCGGGAGAAGGAGCGGGAGCUGGAGAGGAGCGUGAAGAUGGCCCAGGAGGGCCGGCCGGUUGAGUGCUCGUCCCUGGGGCCGGUUCCCCACCGCCCCUCCUUUGAGCAGGGCAGUGCUGUAGCGACUGUUCCCCCGUACCUGGGCCCUGACACCCCGGCUCUGCGCACCCUCAGCGAAUACGCACGGCCCCACGUCAUGUCCCCCAGCAACCGCAACCACCCUUUCUACGUGCCGCUGGGUGCUGUUGACCCAGGCUUGCUGGGGUACAACGUGCCGGCCAUCUACAGCAGCGAUCCAGCGACACGGGAGCGUGAGCUGAGGGAGCGGGAAGCCCGUGAACGAGACCUGAGGGAUCGGGACCUGCGUGAACGUCUCAAGCCCGGCUUUGAAGUCAAGCCAGCCGAGUUGGAGCAGCUCCACGCCGUGCCGGCUGCUGCCAUGGAUCCGUUCCCACGCCAUGGCGGGCUGAGUCUGCAGACGGCCCCCGGCCUUCAUCCUGCUUUUCCUUUCCACCCAGGGCUGGGCCACUUGGAGCGGGAGAGGCUGGCGCUGGCAGCCGGCCCGACCCUUCGUCCCGACAUGUCCUACGCCGAGCGCUUGGCGGCUGAGCGCCAGCAUGCCGAGCGGGUGGCUGCUCUCAGCAACGACCCUCUGGCCCGGCUGCAGAUGCUCAAUGUGACCCCUCAUCAUCAUCAGCAUUCCCACAUCCACUCCCACCUCCAUCUCCACCAGCAGGAUGCCAUACAUGCAGCCUCAGCCUCUGUUCACCCUCUUAUUGACCCACUCGCCUCGGGAUCACACCUCACCCGGAUACCGUACCCAGCUGGAACCAUCCCCAACCCUCUCCUGCCUCACCCUCUACAUGAGAACGAAGUGCUGCGCCACCAGCUUUUUGCUGCACCCUACAGGGACCUGCCGGGCUCCCUCUCUGCACCCAUGUCAGCAGCACAUCAGCUCCAGGCCAUGCACGCCCAGUCGGCUGAGCUGCAGCGCCUGGCCCUGGAGCAGCAGCAGUGGCUUCACGCCCACCACCCUCUGCACGGCGUGCCCCUCCCGACGCAGGAGGAUUACUACAGCCACCUGAAGAAAGAAAGUGACAAACCCCUUUAAAUGGACUUCUACUGUCAAUGUGACAUCAUCAUGUCUUUCUCUCAAGAGGAGCAAUCAGUCAACCAAAUCCUGGGGGAGGGGAAGCUGCGGAGUGACACAUCCUGAUCCCACCAUGCAGUAGAGUGCAAGAGAAGACGACGGGACGAGAAGUACAGGAUGGCAUCCUGGGAGCAGAAGGUGGAGGAGAGAAAAUGGGGGGGGGGACUGAAACGCCACUAACGGACACGAAAAACGAUCGGUACGUGAUUUCAGCAGAGCUCUGAGAAAAACCGAAUCGGCAUCGCACCGAGCUCAAAAAGACAAAAGACUGACGUGAAUGCAGGGUGGCAGCAGCUCCAUCUUUUGUUUGGGGGCAACGGUUGCAUUAAAUCCGAAGAGCAUCGCAUCGCAGGACUCCACGUACGCGAUGCUGCUGCCUUUUCUGCUUCUGCGAGGAGGAGCCGCGGCCAAGAAGUAGCUCAAAACCCCACAGCGCCUUUUUUCAAGAUGCCUCCUCCCACCCCACCGCCCCUUCCUAGGUGUAAGAUAACUGCUUAGCGAUACAAGGAAAGCAACGCGGAACUUUUUUUUUUUUCAGAUUAGCCAGAGCGGCUUCCCGUUCUCCGACAUCCCUCCAGGUGCCAACAAAGCAUGACGGGACCCCUUCAGAAGCUCCUGCCUGCCUGGAGGGGACCGGUCCCAGCCAUCGGGGGGGAUGGGGUGCAAAGCACCGCAAAAGGACUCGUUUGCAAGGUGGUGGCCGUGCUUUCCCAGGGCUGGCGGGGAAAGGGGCACGGCCACCAGGUGCAAAGCACCGGGAGACUUGUUUUCCAGCCCGCCGUGUCACCACCGCCACCACCACGGCUCCUUUGAGCCCGGCGGGGAGAGGACGACGAUGACGACGUGGCCGAGCGUCCUGGGACUGAAAUCUUUAAGAUGGCGGCUGCCCUUUUCCCCUCACCCAUUCCAAAUUGAUGUACUUUUAACUCAUGCACAUCCUAUUAGACGUGGCAGUUUUAUGUAGCAACUUGUGACUCCCUCGCCCUCGUCCCCCCGUCCCCCCCAAUCCCUCCCCAGCGUGCGUGUCUGAUUUCACAGUUGUAUCUCUCUCGAUUGGUCCCCAUAUAUAUAUAUAUAUAUAUUUACUUAACCAUUAAAAGGAAAAGAAAACCAAACUGACAACCCAGCUAUGGAAAAACACCCAAAACGAAGUUUUCCCCACGCACUCCCAAGCCCCAACA
Molecule: messenger RNA, 10282 nt
Organism: Chroicocephalus ridibundus (black-headed gull)
Lineage: Eukaryota; Metazoa; Chordata; Aves; Charadriiformes; Laridae
Gene: ATN1
Product: atrophin 1
Exons: 9
Coding region: 5403-9062 (1219 amino acids)
Cellular component (GO): nucleus
Molecular function (GO): transcription corepressor activity
Source: RefSeq, a predicted model, not a curated record